Molecule: messenger RNA, 842 nt
Organism: Cyprinodon tularosa
Lineage: Eukaryota; Metazoa; Chordata; Actinopteri; Cyprinodontiformes; Cyprinodontidae
Gene: rpp40
Product: ribonuclease P/MRP 40 subunit
Exons: 4
Coding region: 1-573 (190 amino acids)
Biological process (GO): tRNA 3'-end processing; tRNA 5'-leader removal; endonucleolytic cleavage in ITS1 to separate SSU-rRNA from 5.8S rRNA and LSU-rRNA from tricistronic rRNA transcript (SSU-rRNA, 5.8S rRNA, LSU-rRNA)
Cellular component (GO): multimeric ribonuclease P complex; ribonuclease MRP complex
Molecular function (GO): ribonuclease P activity; ribonuclease MRP activity
Source: RefSeq, a predicted model, not a curated record
AUGGCCCCCUUGGCGGGGGCCCAACCCAAGGGUUUUCCCCAAGGGGCCCCCUGCGAGGUGACCAAACUAAUUUCAAGGCUUCCGUCUCCCCCUGGCAAAGGGGCCCCCGGCCCCCUGGCAAGUUUGGCCCCUUUCUUUGGUAAUUGGGCCGAGGGGGCCGCCCCUGGAAAAGGUUGCGCCAAGGGGCCCCUGAGGACCCUGGCCCCUUCCCGGGCCGGGUUUCAGGCGCCGGGCUCCUCCAGGGGGAACAACAAAUUUUGUCUUCAACCCCCGGGCUUUCCAGAACCACAGCGGAGCCUCAGUGGGGCCCUCAGCGUGUCGCUCUGUGGUCUGCUGCGGCCGCAGGAUGUGUGGCGGCUGGUGGAGCAGCUCAGGGCUCACCUGCAGCAGGCGGAGGAGGACUCCUGGGCCUCCGUGACGGUGCACGGCUUCACCGACAGUCCCGUGUCCUGGGGGGAGGAGGAGCACGGCGUCCUGACGGGAGGAGAGACCUUCUACAACCUGCUGAUGUUCCAGGACCACGCCUACCGCCUCCACCUGGCCACCGGGCCGCAGGACGCCUGCCCGCCGUGAGCCGGGCCUGGAGGCGGUGGAUCUGAAUGGACCCGCUGGUACCGAUCAGAACCAAAGGAUGGUUCUGAUGGUCCACUUUACUGUCACAGCCGAGCGGUUGCCAUGGCGUCGUCAUCGUGGACACUGAUCGCUCCUCUGCAGUUAUUUUCCUGACCACUAGGUGGCGCUGAAUGCAGAGGGCGGUCCAAUGGUAGCUGAUGACCAGCUGCCUUAUUUUCAUUGGUUGUCAGAUCAAAGAGGAUGGCUGGAAUAAAAGCGCCUUUAAAGCA